Messenger RNA from Aspergillus brunneoviolaceus CBS 621.78, 1208 nucleotides. Its product is annotated as haloacid dehalogenase, type II. The transcript has 2 exons. Lineage: Eukaryota; Fungi; Ascomycota; Eurotiomycetes; Eurotiales; Aspergillaceae. The coding region runs from base 406 to 1200 and encodes 264 amino acids. Gene Ontology annotation, molecular function: hydrolase activity, acting on halide bonds, in C-halide compounds. The record is from RefSeq and is a predicted model, not a curated record.
UAACUAACUCAUUUUAGAGCUUGGAAGGCCUUCCCGACCGACCUUCGACCUAAAUGCAGCAGGUCUUAGCACGCUAAUGAUGAGAUGUGAUGGCCCUCGCAUGAUGAUCAUUCUAGUCCAUCAAACGAAAUUGAUCUUAUUGCCCCCUUGGUCAUUGGUCAUUACCGAUUACGUAUAGUUAACUAAGUUAAAGUUAGCUAUGGACUCUAACCAGCUUACCCCGCCACGUCUUAUCCUCGGCUCGACAACCACGAUCUGGGACGUCGAUAAAUUGCGCUAUCAAGCUCGCUCUCAUUAAUUGCACGCGGACUGAGUAGCUUCAGAUAACACUAGACUGAGCACAGAAAAUGAGGUGAGAAACAGAAAUUUGAAAGCUCAUCGCUACGGGAACUCAUUCACGCUCUGAUGGCGAACACAUCAAUUCUCAAAGUGCUAUUUUUCGAUGUCUUUGGAACGGUUGUAGAAUGGCGUAAUUGUGUCGCCAACUCUCUGAGGGAAGCUGCUGAGUGCGCAUUGCGAGACCCCAGGAAAACACUCUCGUCCGCUCUGCGUGCCCGCGCGACGGCCAUGUCCUCCAACGACUGGCAGGAUUUGGUGGAAGAAUGGAGGGCGUCCUACGGCCGAUUCACAAGAACCUUUGACCCGACCCAAGCUUUUAUCUCCGUUGAUGAACACCAUUUCCACUCCAUCCAGAAGCUGCUCCACGAGCAGAACUUAAAAGGACUGUUCACCGAGGAUGAACUAUGGGAGCUUGUUCUUACCUGGCACCGACUCGAGCCGUGGCCUGAUUCAGUCAACGGCCUUGAAUUACUCAACCGUCGUUUCCGGACCUGCACUUUGUCCAAUGGCAACGUCUCUCUCUUGAAGGACCUCCAACGCCAUGGAUCUCUGCCCUUCACGGAUAUUGUCAGUGCUCAACACUUUGGGGCAUAUAAGCCGUCGCCACAGGUGUACACUGGCGCAGCAAAGCGCUUUGGACUGGAUCCCCGCAAUUGUGCAAUGGUGGCUGCACACCUUUAUGAUCUGAAAGCCGCCAAAGCCCUAGGAUUUGCGACCAUUUAUGUGGAACGAAACGAGGAGAGUCUCACUCCUCAAGAGAUUGCUCAAGCCAAAGAGCAGUAUGUGGACGAGUGGGUUGAUGGUGCCACGGAUGGAUUGAUCGAGGUCGCCCGGCGCCUAGGCAUUCCUGAAGAACCCUGACAUAGCGA